UCUAUGCUUCUAUGAGUGGAAACUCUACUUUAUUGUUGUUUGUUCCAUUACUCAACUUUUGUUUGUCUUUCUUUCAGUGCUGGACUUAUAAGCGAAUGAAGAGGCAAUUCCCACUUCACUUGUCUUGCUGGCUUUUCUGGUCUUCCAACAAAAUAUGGCCCUUUCUUCCUCUUCUUGCCUCUCCCUCUCUCCAAUCUCAGCUCUCAAGAUUGACUAUGCUAAGAAGGCUAUAAGACGUUGGAAGAAUGAUGGAAGGGAACAAAGGUUCAGUUUUUCACUUCAAAGUAAUAACUCUGCACUCUUAGGUCAACAGAUUGGGACAGCGGGAGCUCGUCAACACAAAGACUGGUGUUUUGUUGGUGGUUCAAGAGUUACUGUAAGACCAAAACUUGAGAUAUCCAGUGUGCAUCGAAAAAGCUCCGGAGUAUAUGCCUCAUGGUUGGCAACUUCUCAAAUAGCUAGCACUGCUUUUACUUUGGGAACAAUGGCGGUACUCCCAUUUUAUGGCCUCAUGGUUCUUGCACCUCAAGCUGCACUGACAAAAGCAUCCAUUGAAAGCAAUAUACCGUAUAUUGUGCUUGGACUCCUCUAUGCGUAUUUGCUAUACCUCUCUUGGACUCCAGAAACAAUGCGGUUAAUUUUUGCAAGUCAAUACUGGCUGCCUGAGCUCCCAGGGAUGGCAAAGAUGUUCUCAAAUGAGAUGACAUUAGCUUCUGCGUGGAUCCACUUGUUGGUUGUUGAUCUCUUUGCAGCAAGGCAGGUUUUUCGUGAUGGAUUGGAAAACCAAAUGGAGACGCGCCAUUCAAUUUCUCUCUGUCUAUUUUUCUGCCCCAUUGGAAUUCUUACUCAUGUCAUUACCAAAGCACUAACUAAAAUUGCUGGAAGGUCCAGCACACACGAAAUGCAUUGACGAAAAUUAUUCUCUGCUGAAACAGUUUAAAGAUUUAUUGGAAGUUGAAAAGAAAACCUUGAUUGAAUGAAGUCAUGAAGAUACUUGUUAUCUUCAGUUAAUUGCAAAAUGUAGGUUCUUUGUAAGUACUGAACUCCCAUUUUCUCUUCUUUCGACCGUUGUGGAUGUGGGUGAUGAUCCUGAUGGUUAUUUCCAAUGACAUAAUCCGCCUUUGAGUUCCUAAUUGGUUGUUAACUUCAUGAAUCAUGAAGUGAUGAAACCUUCCUUUAGGGUGACCUCCCUCCGUAUCAUAAUCAAAGAACUAAUCCUUUUCUCAUUGUUGACAUAUGUAUACUUCGGUACAACUCCAUUUCAUGCACAGGCGAAACACUUUUUUUUUAUUUUUUGGGUCGGGAGGCGAAACACUUAUGAUUUG
Messenger RNA from Fragaria vesca subsp. vesca, 1325 nucleotides. RefSeq lists its product as uncharacterized. Lineage: Eukaryota; Viridiplantae; Streptophyta; Magnoliopsida; Rosales; Rosaceae. The transcript has 6 exons. The record is from RefSeq and is a predicted model, not a curated record. Bases 155 to 910 code for a protein of 251 amino acids.